Helianthus annuus (common sunflower) is the source of this 2885-nucleotide messenger RNA. RefSeq names its product glutathione S-transferase T3-like. Bases 2188 to 2763 code for a protein of 191 amino acids. NCBI's taxonomy places the organism in Eukaryota, Viridiplantae, Streptophyta, Magnoliopsida, Asterales, Asteraceae. The transcript is spliced from 4 exons. The record is from RefSeq and is a predicted model, not a curated record.
UUUGUUAAUAACUAAUCUACCUGGUUUUUUGUUUAAAAAAGGCGGUUAACAUAUGAGGGAUUUUUGUAAAUAUUUUAAUAAGAGAAUUCAAAAUGGCUAUGAAAUCUGUAAUGAAGGUUUAACACAUGAGAGGUUUUUGUAAGAGAAUUAAAAAAUGACUAUGAAGGUCUACUAACCUGUAAUGAAGGUGUUAACACAUGGGAGGUUUUUGUAAGAUAAUUUAAAAUGGCUAUGAAGGUGUUUACAAAUGAGAGGCUUUUGUAAGAAAAAUCAAAAUUACUUCACUUGAGGUUGUAUUUUCUGUGUGGUACAUUCAGGACACUACUAUAUCUUUUUAUUAUUUUUUCAAGUCUUUCAUGUGUUAUGCCAUUUUAUUUACACCACUUGAAAAGAGAAUUUUCAACAUUAAGAACAUGAAAAUAAUCAUAAUAUUUACUUUUUUUUAAUAACUGAAACAACCUAUUUACAGAGCACAAACUAAGAGUUAAGUAAAAAAUGUUGGACUCACUAAUUUAAGGAACCAAAAAAUAGGAAGUAAAACUUGUGUAAAAUGUAUAAAAGACAAACUAUCUUUUAUUAAAAACCAUUUAUACAAACACAUUGCCCCUUUAAAAAAACAUCUGAAACUUGUGUAAAAUGGACAGAAGGCGUUAUAAGUUUUGAAAACCACUAAAAAACCGAUUAACAUUUUUAAAACAAAACAAUAUGUAAACUUGUGUAAACAUUUAAAAACCGAAAUUACCAUAUUUAAAGAAACAUUAUCCAAAUCUUUUCUAAGUUUUUUUAAGGUUAACAAAUUACAAAUACACCAUUUGCCAUUCGAUCUGAUCUGAUCCUGUUUAAAUAAAAAACAGAAAAUAUGAAUCUUUAAUUACAUGUUUAAAGAUCAAAUGGUAAACUGAAAAAAAAGAAAGUACACAAACUUGAGUUCACCUUCGAUUUAUCAUGUUCGGCCUCAUCUUCUAAACCUGUUUAAAUUAAGAACAGAAAAUUUGAACUUUUAAUUACAACUUUAAAGAUGAGAUUGUAAAUUUAAAUAAAGAAAAUACAGUGACUUGAGCCCGCCUUCAGUUUAUCAUGCUUCGACAUCAUCUUAUAAUCCUGUUUACAUAAAAGCAGAAAUUUGAACUUUUUAAAUACAUGUUUAAAUAUGAGAUUGUAAACUAAGUACUUGUACAAUGAAUGAAAGAAAGUACACGAAUACAAGUUCACAUUCACCAUGCUUCACCAUCAUCUUCGUGUCCUUUUUAUGUUAAGAGUUUCAAAGCUGAAAGUGUAAUAUGAUGGAAAGAGUACCUUGGCCAACUGAUUUGUGUUUUUUUUUUUAUGAUGAUCUUCCAUUUAGACAGCAGAGGUCACAGUGUAAGUCGGAUGUCAACGGACUGGUAAAUGGGUUGCAGGUCUCAGCAUUCUCAUCAGUUGCAAGGCCUUUUUUGGCUCAACCUGGAAACCGCAAGAUCGUGGGUGAGAGAGUGCUGAACUGCCGUGAACUGCUGCUUCUAGAAGGAAUUUAGAGACUUUAAACGGCUGAGAUUAAAAGUUGAUGACUUUCUACGGCUGUAAUUAGCCCAAAUAGCAGUUACAAACAACGGGAACAAUAUAAUAUAGAAUUCCAACACAGAUUUGCUCUUAUAUCAUUAGGGUAUCCGGGGCACUCUCGGGGAGAGGGUGCGGUGACCCCUAACCCCGAUCGGGAACACCGUCGCCAUCACCGCGGGGACCCGAUUCGGGGAGGGGAAUCGGCAUGUAUUCACCGCGUUGAAUGGCACGAGUUUUGAGGAACGGUCGAAUUUUAAACGCUCAAAUUUAAAAAAAAAAUCACUUUUUUAACAAAUAUAAAUAACCACACCCACCACUAAUUUUUUAUACUCUCAAACCACACCCACUUCACUCAUUUUUUUUACUCUCAAACCACACUCACAUCACUAAUUUUUUAUACUUUCAAACCACACUCACUUCAAACCAAGCAAUGGAGAACCAACCCCGCGAAGCCAAGAAAAAAACUAAGGGACGGAGCUCGCAACCGUCUCGUGGUGGUUCGAGCGGUGCAAGUGCACAACCACAACCCCCUUUCGGAUAUACUUCACAACCCCCGUUUUUUUCCAACAACCUUCACACCCCUCCUUUUACAACACCCAACCACCCAACCUUCAACCCAAUUUCGGCUAUUUUCAAAAUUUAUUAUCAAUGGAUGCUCCUCCUCAAUCCCCCGUCUUCGACCCAUAUGGUUUUCGUUCCUCACAAGUUCCAUCUACACGAGGAAAUGUUGAACGUCCUCUACCUAUUUACGACGACGAGGACGAUGAGGUAGUGCCUGAAACUCAAAAUUUGGGCGACGAGAACGAGGACGAUGAAUAUAAUGUGGAUGAAGACGCGGGCAACGAAGAAGAUGACACUCGGGAUAAAAAGGGAAAAAUGGCGAGCGAAAAAUGGACCAAGGUCCAAGAAGAGGCGUUGGCGAAGGCGUGGGUACAUUGCUCUACCAACAAAAAGAAGGGCAAUCAACAAAACCGCGAUCGUUUUUGGCGUAAGAUUUUUGAUCAUUUUAACGCCACCGUCGGUGGAAGUAACCGGACCGUGCAUCAAGUACGGUCUAAAUGGGGCCCGAUGAUGACGAAAAUAAACUUUUUCAACGGCCUAUACCAACAAGCGGAUCGCACACGAGGAAGCGGGUGUAAGGAUCUCAACGUGAUGAAAGCCGCACGACGAUGCUCCGCCAAAUAUGUUGCCGUUCAUCCUCGCCCGAAAGCGCGACAUCGCUAAUAAGUACGGGUGGCCGUGCGAUUUCUAAAAUUUUUAUUUUCUACUUUUAAUGUAAUUUUUAUUUUCUAGUUUGAAUGUAAUUUUAAUUUUCUAGUUUGAAUUUAAUUUUUAUUUUUAUUUUC